Molecule: messenger RNA, 2050 nt
Organism: Hydractinia symbiolongicarpus
Lineage: Eukaryota; Metazoa; Cnidaria; Hydrozoa; Anthoathecata; Hydractiniidae
Exons: 12
Coding region: 445-909 (154 amino acids)
Source: RefSeq, a predicted model, not a curated record
UCUAUCCUUAUUCAUAGGAAAUACUUUUUCUUAGUUAUAAAGAUAAAGAACCAAUAUUGAACUAAACUGCUAAGUUGACAUGAACGCUGCUAGAUAUCUGCUGCUAAAUAUCCAAAACGAACACAGAUUGACCCUUGGCAAGCAUUAAUAGAGAAAGGAGAUCCUGAGGAGGGUUUCCAAAAAUAUUAUAUUCAUUCAAAAAUUGGUUUUGGAGUGUUCGCAUCAAAUGAAUAUAAGGAAAAUUCUCCACUACUCCUUUACAGGGGCGAAUUGAUAACCCAGGAGGAGGCUCGGAAAAGAUCCCAGAACUAUCAAGAGGAAGGGCUGGGAAACUACUUGUUUGACUUUAAUAGCAAUGGUGAAAAAUUAUGCAUUGAUGCCACACAUUCCAACUGCUUGGCGAGAUUCGUGAAUGAUGCCCCAUCCCGGUGUGCCAAUUGUAAAAUGGUGUUACUGGUUCGUGACAAAGUGCCGUAUCUAGGCUUAAAGUCUCUAAAACUCAUAAAGACUAAUGAAGAGCUUAGAUACGAUUAUGGUGACAAAUGCAUGUUGUCUUGGAGAAAGCAGAAGAACUUGUGUGUACCAUUACAUUUAAAAGAUAUAAAGAAUCAGGGUAAUCAAAAGCUGCAGCAGAGUUCCAAGGUUUUAAAAUUAAUUGCACCUGUUAACAUGGCAUCUGUUUCUUGUGGUAACGUUGGCAAAAGAAAUAGUGCAGAUGAUCUUAGUCAACCACCGAGAAAGCUAAAAAAGAUCUCCCAUGCUAGUAUUCUGAAACUGAAGGAAGGGCAAAAAACUGUAAUUGAGGUAGAAGUAUUAAAAGAGCCUUACAUGAUUAUCAGAGAUCGUGAAAAUUUGUUCAAGCCAUUAAUAUAUAAGACGAAGAUCCCUAAUCUUCACUUUAAUCAGUAGCAUCUAAGAUAGUAUAUUUUGACGAAAUACCUGGGUUUUUUAAAAAGUGAAUAUAGUAGUGGAAAAAGCAGUAUUGAGUAAGACUACAGUAUUACAGAUUCAUAAAGGAGGAAGAAGGAACUCCAACUAAUCAAGAUUAACAAAGACAAAGUGAAUCAUGUCAGAAGAUGAAUAAAAGGAAGCCUGUUACUGAUACUAAGAAGGUGUGUUUGUCACCAGAAAAGAUGUAUCACAGCAAGUUUGAAAAAAGUGUUCAUCAUGCUUUGACAUUCUGGAAUCAGUUUUCCCCAAGGCUAGUUGUAAACAAACACCGGUAAUGAUUAUGGCUAGGCCUGUAACGAAAAGACGUUCACUGUGCACUGAAUUAGUUGUUGACAGGAAAGAUUACGCAUAUGAUAUUGAAUGUGAAGAAAAUGGUGAUGCACAUCUAAGAAGUGGCGAGAGUAAAAAGCAGUGGUAAAAAGUUUGUAAGUCUCUAAGCCUCCCAGUAAAAAAAGUAAUGCGGUGCAGGGAAAUAAUAUGCGGUGAGCUAUCAAGGCAAGCUCGAAGAAGUUUUAUAUUAUCACAAAGCUAAUAAAACAAUAUCUUUUGGCAGAGAAUGGGUCCGUUGAUAUCCUCCUGAUAAGUUGCCUGAUGCCUGAACUUGGAUCUGGUAGAGUUAGUACUGCUUUGUAAUAAAUUUGUACAGAAAAAUUUUAAACCAACUUUAGAAAAGUCUAAAUUUGAGUACCGCAGAACACCAGAGGAUUUAUUUCUUCAAAAGAUUUCCUCUUUUAUAUCAGGACUGCAGACUUAUAUUCAAAUCAACCAAAAAGAAGAUAUAUAUAUAUAUGUAUAUUUUUAAAAAAUCAACUAUAUGAAAAAUUAACUUUACUUAUACCUUUAUCAUAAAAAAUCGGGAGUAUAUCUCUCUAAUUUUCACAUAAAAUUCUUUAUAAUUAAUAAUUCUAGCGAGCGAGAAUAAUUUUGAAGAUAUGCUUUAAAGAUAUAAAGCAGACCAAUGUGUCUGUUUAAGCUGCGGGCCAGCUAUGUCCAUCUAUAUUGUUACGUACUUGUAUGUUAGACGCUUUCUAACUUGCAUACAUUACACGCUCUUUAGAGAAAUAGUGCAGAUGAUCUUAGUCAACCACCGAGAAAGGUA